AUGCACGCGUCGACCAGUAGCGACUAUCCCGAUCUUUACUGGGACGCCGACGCGCCGCCCAACGCCAUCUUUGGCGUCUCUGCACCGCACCAUCUCCCUGGGAUGCAAGGCGCCGCUGCCCGAGCAACGCUGACGAGAAAUCAUCAGAUUGGGGGCGAUUUGCCCGGAUUCCCGAAUUGGUCGCGAACAUGGUAUGGUGGGCACAUGUCUGCAGAUGGACAUGCGUACACGACAGUGCCACCUGGUCCUUCGGCGAGCGGAUGGGAGGCUGAGACGCUAGGCAGCGGCAGCGGCCAUGGUGCUCCUCGCAUGCCCUACGGUCGGCACUACGGUCCGGCCGGCGGCGUGGACGACUAUGUCAAGGAGGAGCGGAUGCGCAUGCUCGCCAAAGAGUUCGGGCCCAAAGUCAAGCGCAAAGGAGAGAAGGAUGACGAUAGUGACAACGAGGAAAACGACGAGGAGGAUGAGGAUGCGAAUCUACCAUCGGGCAGCAUCACGAAGGCAGGCAAGAUUGUCCACUCUUGGCCACGCUUGUUCUCCGCCACACGUGCCUUGCAGGUGAUAUUGUCGCUCUUAACUAUGCUCGUUGGCAUUGGCAGCGCGCUGCUCAUCAAACCUGGAAAGGACAAGCCGCCGCCACAAGGUACCUUACCUAGCUUUGUUCUCUAUGGUGUCACAGUCCUCUCGACACUCGUCAUGCUCUACCUCUUCGUCUUCCGACCAUGCUGCUGCGAUCCUCAGAAGCGCAUGAGCAAGGCAGGGCCAGGAAGCAUGAUGCUCGGUGGCGGCAUGGUCAUCCCCGUGCUUGGCGGUGGGCCGCAUGGAAAGAAGAGCAAGAACCCUUUCGCUGGCAAGAAGAACAAGAAGAUGGGCGCCGGCACGACGGUCAAUCUGAUCGUCGAUCCGGCUAUGAUGGGCGGCCGCGGGGGCGGCGCUGACGACGACAGCGACGACGAUUCUUGCAGCGACGAGGAGAAUGAGAGCAGCGCUGACGCUGCGCGCAAAGCGCGAAGGCGACGGCGACGGCGGAACAAGCGCAACAAGGUGCUCAAUAUGCGCUUGCAGGCACGUUGGGUGGUAGAGCGCAAGUUCCUCAAGGUGCUGUUAGCGUGGGACAUCAUCCUGAUGCUGCUCUGGAUCGCUGCUGACGUCAUGACGAUCUUCGUGGGUAAGAAGUGCCCUUCGGGUAGCUCGAAUGGAUGGUGUGAUUGGUACAAUGGUGCCAUUGCUUGCUCUUGCAUUUCCACCGUCGUCUUUCUGCUCGCCAUCUGGUGGGACAUUAGCGACCUUCGCGCCAGCAGCAAAGGUCCCAGGCCUGGAUUUCCGGCUGGCGUAUGA
Messenger RNA from Tilletiaria anomala UBC 951, 1338 nucleotides. RefSeq lists its product as uncharacterized. Bases 1 to 1338 code for a protein of 445 amino acids. The record is from RefSeq and is a predicted model, not a curated record. Lineage: Eukaryota; Fungi; Basidiomycota; Exobasidiomycetes; Georgefischeriales; Tilletiariaceae. The transcript is spliced from 2 exons.